Oncorhynchus mykiss (rainbow trout) is the source of this 9655-nucleotide messenger RNA. The record is from RefSeq and is a predicted model, not a curated record. Lineage: Eukaryota; Metazoa; Chordata; Actinopteri; Salmoniformes; Salmonidae.
CGCUGGAGCGCACUCCGUCUACUCUCCUACAUCCACCCUUCUCUCUCUCCCUCCCUCCCAGCCUUUCUCCUCCCCCUCUGGAUAAUUGUUUGGUGUAUGUGUGUCAGUCCGCGCUGAGGCUGUGUGGAGUGAGCAUGGACCAUGGGCUGCUAGUGGUAGCGCUAUACAGAAACCAAUAGGCUGUUCUACUGACUUGACUGUACAUUUACAGUGCUUAGGCACAGGCUAGGCACAUGUGAUCUUGGACAGCGGGUUCCCAAUGAAAUGUAAACAUUUGCUUAUGGACUGAAGUACAUGGGGUUUUGGGGGUUGUGCAUACACAUUUAGACUUGGCUAUCUAUGUAUUGAUGAGGAACGGUGGAGAGACAUGAAGAUUUGCAAGGUGUCCGUCCGUCCAUGAGACGCGUCUCAAGGAGCCGAAACCAAGACUGCAACUACAUGAUUGGAGGCGUUUCUCUUGAACCCAGUAUACACAGUUUCUAUUUUCUUUUAGGUUGUAAUAUGAUAUUGUAUAGUUGCGUACAUAUUGGAAAAAUAGACAUGACCAUUGCAAGUUAACUCGUGGGACAAACAGCUGGAAUUUCAGAUGAUCGCGAGAGACUGAUUUGGUUCUUACGGUUGUGGAAAUUAAUCGAUCCCGGGCUCGAACGAGCGCGCUACAAUGAAUCCUCUAAAUUAUUGGACAUCACAACUGGCUUUAGUCAGUAACUAGGAGCUAUAUAAAACUUGAACUAUUAAAAUAAGUACAUUUGCUGCUGUUUGGACAUAUUUUCCUGGCAAAAUCCAAGGAUUUGCGCACAAUCCGUGGAUGUUUAAUAUGCUAGUAUGGGUCCGCUAGCGUUCAUCCUUGUUGCUGGAUUAUUGUACUUUCAAGUUGAUGGAUCCCGUCUGCGCCAGGAGGACUCCCCACCCCGGAUCGUAGAGCACCCCUCUGACCUGAUCGUGUCCAAGGGGGAGCCCGCCACCCUCAACUGCAAGGCGGAGGGGCGGCCCAGCCCCACGGUGGAGUGGUACAAGGACGGGGAGCGGGUGGAAACGGACAAAGACGACCCGCGGUCUCACCGCAUGCUACUUCCCAGCGGCUCCCUCUUCUUCCUACGCAUCGUCCACGGACGACGCUCCAAACCGGAUGAGGGCUCCUACGUCUGCGUCGCCCGCAACUACCUGGGAGAAGCUGUCAGCCGCAAUGCAUCCCUGGAAGUAGCAUUGCUGCGUGAUGACUUCAGACAGAACCCUACAGACGUGGUGGUGGCAGCGGGGGAACCGGCUAUCCUGGAGUGUAUCCCCCCUAGAGGUCACCCUGAACCCACCACCUACUGGAAGAAGGACAAAGUACGCAUCGAAGACAAGGAGGACAGGAUUACUAUCCGAGGAGGGAAGCUGAUGAUCUCCAACACCAGGAAGAGUGAUGCUGGCAUGUUCAUCUGUGUUGGCACAAACAUGGUGGGAGAGAGAGACAGUGAGACGGCUCAGCUGACUGUGUUUGAGCGUCCCACCUUCCUGCGUCGGCCCAUCAACCAGGUGGUCCUGGAGGAGGAGGGGGUAGAGUUCAGGUGCCAGGUGCAGGGAGACCCCCAGCCCAACGUACGCUGGAGGAAGGAUGAUGUUGAUGUACCCCGUGGGAGGUAUGAGAUCAAGUAUGACAAGGAGGACUACCUGCUGAGAGUGAAGAAGGCGUCGGCCAGUGACGAGGGCACCUUCACCUGCCUGGCAGAGAACCGCGUGGGCAAGGUGGAGGCCUCUGCCAGCCUCACCGUCAGAGCUCGCCCUGUAGCUGCACCCCAGUUCGUCAUCAGGCCGCGGGACCAGAUCGUGGCCCAGGGUCGCACCGCAACCUUCCCCUGUGAGACCAAGGGCAACCCACAGCCUGCAGUCUUCUGGCAGAAGGAGGGUAGCCAGAACCUACUGUUUCCCAACCAGCCCCAGCAGCCCAACAGUCGCUUCUCUGUGUCCUCCAGUGGAGACCUGACCAUCUCGGCUGUGCAGCGGGCAGACGCAGGCUACUACAUCUGCCAGGCCCUGACCGUGGCUGGCAGCAUCCUCGCCAAGGCCCAACUAGAGGUCACAGAUGUGCUGACAGACAGGCCUCCGCCCAUAAUCCGUCAGGGUCCUUCCAAUCAGACGCUGGGAGUGGACAGCGUGGCCCUGCUAAAGUGUCAGGCGUCAGGAGACCCCAUCCCCUCCAUCAGCUGGCUGAAGGACGGGGUCAGUCUGCUAGGGAAGGAUCCCCGCAUGUCCCUGCAGGAGCUGGGCAGCCUCCAGAUGAGGAGCCUCAGGCUCUCUGACUCUGGGAUCUACACCUGUGUGGCUGCCAGCUCCAGUGGAGAGACAUCAUGGAGCGCCUUCCUGGAGGUCAAAGACCAAGCUGGUGUGAUGGUCAUUAAGAACCGUGAUGACAACGAGCUCCUUGGCCCUCCCUCCAAACCCGACGUCACUGACGUCACCAAGAACAGUGUCUCGUUGUCCUGGCAGCCCGGCCUGACUGGGGCCACGCCCAUCUCCUCUUUUGUCAUCGAAGCCUUCAGCCAGUCGGUGAGCAACAGUUGGCAGACGGUUGCAGACCACGUGAAGACCACGCAGUACACGGUCAAAGGCCUGCGCCCCAACACCAUCUACCUGUUCAUGGUACGGGCGGUCAACACCCAGGGCCUCAGUGACCCCAGCCCCAUGUCAGAGCCCGUCAGGACACAAGACAUCAGUCCUCCAGCCCAGGGGGUGGACCACAGACAUGUGCAGAAGGAGCUGGGGGAGGUCAUAGUUCGUCUUCACAACCCGGUCGUCCUGAGCCCCACCACCAUUCAGGUCACCUGGACGGUGGACCGUCAGUCCCAGUUUAUCCAGGGCUACAGAGUUCUGUACAGGCAGAUGUCUGGCCUGUUUUCCCCAGGACCCUGGCAGACCCAGGAUGUGAAGAUCCCCUCAGAGCGCAGUGUGGUCCUCUCCAACCUCAAGAAAGGCAUCCUCUAUGAGUUCAAGGUCCGGCCCUACUUCAAUGAGUUCCAGGGCAUGGACAGUGAGUCCAGGUCGGCUCGCACCACAGAGGAAGCUCCCAGUGCCCCUCCCCUGCAGGUUACAGUCUUGAUGGUGGGCAAUCAGAACAGCACCUCCAUCAGCAUCUCCUGGGACCCCCCUCCUCCAGACCACCAGAACGGCAUCAUCCAGGAGUACAAGAUCUGGUGCCUAGGGAAUGAGACACGCUUCCAUGUGAAUAAGACGGUGGAUGCAGCCAUCCGGUCGGUGGUUGUGGGGGGGCUUCAGGUGGGGGUGCUGUAUCGGGUGGAGGUUGCCGCCAGCACCAGCGCAGGGGUGGGGGUCAAGAGUGAACCUCAGCCCAUCGUCAUCGGUAAGGACUUCCGUGACGUGAUCAUAAGUGGGAACAGGAACAACAGCAUCACGGAGCAGAUCACAGAUGUGGUGAAGCAGCCAGCGUUCAUAGCUGGGAUCGGAGGGGCCUGCUGGGUUAUCCUCAUGGGCUUCAGUAUCUGGCUGUACUGGAGGAGGAAGAAGAGGAAGGGGCUCAGCAACUACGCAGUUCAGUCCUUCACCUUCACCCCUGCAGUGACGUUCCAGCGUGUUGACGGAGGUCUGAUGAGCAAUGGAAGCCGACCAGGCCUGCUGAAUGCCGGUGAUCCAGGCUACCCGUGGCUGGCUGACUCCUGGCCUGCAACCAGCCUGCCUGUCAACAGUGGCUCCGGUGGACCCAAUGACCUUAGUAACUUUGGACGAGGAGACACCAGUAGUAAUGGGGAUAAGACUGGCACCAUGCUCUCUGAUGGAGCCAUCUAUAGCAGUAUAGACUUCACGACCAAGGCUAACUACAACAGCCCCAGCCAGGGCUCCCAGGGAGCCACCCCCUAUGCCACCACACAGAUACUCCACUCCAGUAGUAUCCAUGAGCUGGCUGUGGACCUCCCCGAGGCCCAGUGGAAGGCCUCCAUCCAGGCCAAACAGGAGAUGGCCAACCUGGGGUACUCCCUGCCCGACAAGAACUCCUGCAACAACACACUCCUUUUCAUUCCUGACUACCGAUUGGCCGAGGGAUUGUCUAAUAGAAUGCCACACAACCAAUCACAAGAUUUCAGCACCACCAGCUCAGACCGAAGCGGCAGCCUAUCAGGUGGUAAGGGGGGUAAGAAGAAGAAGGCCAAGGUUGGCGCCAAACCCACCAAGGCUAACGGCUCCAGCUGGGCCAAUGUGCCCCUGCCCCCUCCACCUGUACACCCUCUCCCUGGCACCGAGAUGGACCAUUACCCCAACGAGCACUAUGAAGGAGGAGGGUAUGAGAGUGAUGGCUGGGGUCCUCCCAUGCCCGUGCAGACCUACCUCCACCAGGGAAUGGAGGAUGAGCUAGAGGAGGAGGAAGAGAGGGUCCCCACCCCACCCAUGCGUGGAGUGGCCUCGUCCCCAGCAGCGGUGUCCUUCGGUCAGCAGUCCACGGCCACCCUCACCCCCUCUCCCCGGGAGGAGCUGCAGCCCAUGCUCCAGGCCCACCUAGACGAGAUCACCCGUGCCUACCAACUGGACAUGGCCAAACAGACAUGGCUCAUGCAGGGUGGCUCCCUCCCCCCCCUCCCUCCCCAGGCUCCCGCACCUCCGGUGGGGUACGUGUCCAGCACCCUGGUGUCUGACCUGGAGACUGACAUCCAUGACGAGGAUGAGGAAGAGGAGGAGGAUGACAGCUAUGAGAUGUCCAGGCCUCUCUAUGGUAUUGAGCAGACGCCAGGGUCCAGCAUGGACAACCUAGACAGCUCCGUAACAGGGUCCAUGGUUAACGGCUGGGGGUCAGCCUCAGAGGAAGAUGACCGUCACUACUCCAGCCACAGGUCCAGUGUGGGCAGCUCCUCUGACGGGUCCCUCUACACCCAGUGUAGCUUCGCCCAGGCCCUGGUGGCAGCCGCUGACAAGGCAGGCUACCACCUGGAGGGCACCAGCCUGGCCAAGAGAGGUAAAGGGCUGUCCCACCGGGCCCGGCCCAGCAGUCCCUUCUCUACAGAUGGCAGCAUGGUGGGCACACACAGCCUGGGCCACCAGAGGGCUGCCCGGCCCACCCGCAAGCCCCGGGGACAGGGCACCGCGCCCCACAAGAGAGACGCCAGUGCAGACGACCUACCUCCUCCCCCUGACCCCCCUCCCAUCCAGGGACCAGGGCCUAUCCAGGGAGCCCGUAGUGUAGGCGGUGUGUGCCCCCCAACCGAGAAGAAGGCCUCGUCCCUGGAGCGCCAGCCCAUGUGUGGUGCCAUGCCCCUGUCUGGGCUGGAGGAGAUGAAGAGCUGCAUGGACAGACAGACACGCACCUCUCUGGAGCGGCACCGCCAGGCCCAGGACAGACUAGCAUCCAUGGACCGAGGAGACGACCCACGCAGGGGACACAAAACAGAGGGGUGCCUGCCCCCCUACAGUAAACCCUCGUUCCCCUCCCCUGGGGGCCACAGCUCCUCUGGGACAGCCUCCUCUAAGGGCUCCACGGGGCCACGCAAGGGAGAGGGACCUCGAGGGCCACACCAACGGACUACCACAGACCACAAUGACUUCCUGGGGACCAACGGACAGGGACAGUACUCAGGCGAGUUAUAGUGACCUGUCUGCAGUAGGAUCUGAACUAAACUGGAGUAAAGCCUCGUCGUCCUCAUCAGAAUUAUGCCUCGUCUGUUGGUGUAAUGAACUUUGUCCUUCUUUGUGUAUUAUCAGAGGAGAGGAGCAGGAAGAUGACGAUGAUGACCACCAUAACAGAACUGUAAAUGUGAUGUAUAAACACAGACAUACAUACUGUACAUCCCACUAUGUUGUUGUCCUCAAGAAAAUGAUUUCCCACCUUCCACCUUCAUUUUUUUUCAGUCAGAAAAGAGCAAGUUAACAAAACAAUUAAAACACCUUUAUGAGAAAACAAAUUUUCAAAGUAACUGUCCUUGGGGAAAAAAAGUGAAUCUUGUUUCCUGUAAAUAGAUGAUUUACCUUGUUGUUGCAUUGCUAUGCAAGCCUACUUCAGUUUGAGCUUCUUCAUUCCAUACUGUUGGUUAUAUCUAGUCAUUUGUAUUAUACGUGAAUUGAUAGGCUGGUGUGCCAUAAAAUAAUUGUUUUUACGAUCCAUCAUUUGUUAAUACCUAUCAUUGAUUAAUUAUUAUCAUUAUUAUUAUUAAUUAUUGUUUUUUUGCACUGCGAUUUUUGGUGAUAAGCACAAAAGCAUAGCUCCUACUGACAGGAAGUACCGGAAGAACAUGCGAAGAGGAGUUUCUCUGGAAAGAUGAGAAAAUAUAUACUAAUGUACAGAGAGAUAUUAAAGAUUAAGAGGUUGCUUAUGGACAGCAACUAAAUGGAUACCCAUUCCCAAGUUAGGGCUAAUCAGAAAGCAGAUGUUUUUUGUUGUUGUGUCUUUGAGGUUGGGGGCAGAGAAGGGGCAGAGUAGAGACAGAGAGAGGAGGUGUUAAUGGUUAGCGCAUUGGGCCAGUAACUGAAAGGUUGCUAGAUCGAAUCCCCGAGCUGAUAAGGUAACAGUUAACCCUCUGUUCCUAGGCCGUCAUUGUGAAUAAGAAUUUGAUCUUAACCGACUUGCCUUGUUCUAUAAAGGUUGCAUGUUUUAUUUGUUUUUAUUAGUUGAUUAUUGGGUUAACGUCAUCUGAUUCUAUUGUAAUCUUAUAGUCCUACAAAUGGACUGCUAUAGACUUGUUAGAGCUGGCAGUUGUGAGGUAGUCCAGGCAUUGUCUUGUUUUCAGAACAUAACACAGCCACAUUACAAUGGACAUCUAGCUUGGCCCUCAUCUUCAUACCAGCAUUUAAAUACAAUUUAUUUGAUCUUCAUCUCAUCCUCUUCAUUGAAUUCUAGAGUUUUUGUUUUCAUCUGAAGAUCAUUUGUAUAAUGCGUCGAGCAAUAUGGACAAAGUGAACAUCUAGAAUCUAGUCACUGAAACCAUAGAGUAGCACUUAGAAUACACUAUGAGGAGCCUCAAAGCCAUAGUUCAAUAGGUGUAAUCCAUUUUAUAAACUGGGUGUUUUCGAGCCCUUAAUGCUGAUUGGCUGAAAACCAUGGUAUAUCAGACCGCAUACCACAGGUAUGACAUAACAUUUAUUUUUACUGCUUUAAUUACAUUGGUAACCAGUUUAUAAUAGCAAUAAGGCACCUCGGGGGUUUGUGGUAUAUGGCCAAUAUACCACUGCUAUGGGCUGAAUCGAGGCACUCCGCGAACAGCACUUAGGCAUGGUACAUUGGUCAUAUACCACAAACCCCCGAGGUGCCUUAUUGCUUAAAUCUAAAACUGACAUAUGACUUGCUUCCUUUUAAUCACCCCACUGUUAAACUCUGGAUUGGGUCAAACCCAGUUGUAGUAAGAACAAACAGUAAUAUUGAUGCUAAAGCCACUCUAUUGCCAGGAAAGAGGCUUUAGGAUAGGUCCUUCUUUUGUCUCCUUUGUUAUGAGAGUCAAACAUUUCUUUUGUCAUCCAUUUUAACUUUAUUUUUGCUUAAUUUAGAGCACUUAAUUUAUUUUUUACCUUUAUUUAACUAGGCAAGUCAGUUAAGAACAAAUUCUUAUUUUCAAUGACGGCCUAUGAACAGUGGGUUAACUGCCUGUUCAGGGGUAGAACAACAGAUUUGUACCUUGUCAGCUCGGGGAUUUCAGUUACAAGUCCACCACUCUAACCACUAGGCUACCCUGGCGCCAAUGUACUCGGUUAAGAGCGUUGUCCAGUAACUGAAAGUUUGCUGGAUCGAAUCCCCAAGCCAACUAGGUGAAAAAUCUGUCAGUGUGCCCUUGAGCGAGGCACUUAACCCUAAUUGCUUCCAUAUGGCGCUCUGGAUAAGAACUUCUGCUAAAUUAUUCAAAUGUAAAUGUAAAAUGUACUCCACAUCCAUCCCAUGAAAACAUCACAAUGGCCUGCUUCUGCCUCAACUGUUGUGUAUCUGUUUCAGUCGGAGCACUGCAGUCCCUGCCUUGAAGUAUGGUACUAUGUUAUAAUUAGCACACAGUAGAACAUUAACUAGACUCCCUAUUGGGACUCCAAUUCCCAGAAUGCAUUAGAUAGUGAAGCAGAAGGCAGGUACAGUCAGAAUGGAGAAGAGCCACCUGCAGUAGGAGAUCACACUGCCUCUGUCUUUACAGCACAUAGCACUACUUUCUAUCUGCCUUUCACAACACGUUUUCCUUCUGCCACAUGGAACUAUUCAGCCUCAGAUGUUCAAUUUGUAUCUUCUCAAACAAUGUUCUUAUCAUUUUUUUAAAGCCUGUUUCUUUGUAUGCAUUUUAUGGACUCAAAAAGGUUGCUUAACGAUGUGUUCGAUAUCAACGUUCAGGAUUUUACCGGUAAAAUGUUUAUUUAGUCUUCUUUUGUACUGCUUAAUGUUGAUAAAAGGAGAGUUGGAAAGCAAACGGAAGCUUUGCCAGAUAUGCUGUUGUACUGUUGUGUUCAUGUCAUUGUCAUUUCAUAUCAUCAACCUAGUGGCCAGUGUUCUGGAAAUGAGGUGCAAGGAGUGUCUCAGGUUAUUUUACUGUACAUUCUGGCGGUGUUCAUGUAUGUGUGUAUAUAUUCAUAUGCAUCUCCACUCGGUUAUUUCAUUCCAGUUUCAUUGCUGAAAGAUAUCCCUCUUUUAUGUCCGAUGCUGUCCUGUUUCAUUUCUUUUCGCCAGUGGUUUUAAUUCCACGUUUAGCGUGCUGGUCCAUCCACCUUAAGACAAGAUGUCAGUAACAGAACAUACCAAAUUAAUAUGGAUACUUCUAAUGUGUUUUUGUGUCUUUUUAAUAAUCAUGGUUUUCUUUUAAAUCACAGUGUUGUUGUUUUGUAUUUAUUAAAAUGAUAAUAAAAAGGUAUAUUGUGAAAUAUGUUAUCAAGAUUUGUGGAAUAUAAAAUGUUUGUUUUUUGUAAGCUUUGCUGUCGGAGAAGGCCAGGGAUGGGCAACUCCAGUCCUCAGGGGCCAGAGUGCUGUCACACAUUGUCCCCAUCCCUAGCAAACACAGCUGAUUAAACUAAUUGCAUUCUUAACUGAAGAUCAUGAUUAGUUGAUUAUUGGAGUCAGGUGAGUUAGCUGGGGCAAAAAUGUGGCAUCAAUAAGGCCCACUGAGGACUGAAAUUGCCCAUCCCUGAGCUGGGCCAUAAGGACUUGAUUGACUCUCCAGGUCCACAGCAAGUUGCAAAGCUGAGUCAUUAGUUGUCAGAGACAAUGGAGUCACUGGGUCCUGCACGUUAACAACUCUGCUCCGUCUCAUCUCAAAACGAAAGACUCUCAAACUUUUUCCAAACACAAACAGCGAUAUGCUCCUCAUUUGCUUGACAAGACAAUAGAUACAGGUGUCUUUUUUGGAAGGUUGGAAAGUACUUUGGCUUUCCGUCUCUUUGGUUCCUUUUCUCAGUAUUGUUGGAUCUGUGUGUUCGUCUUUUUGCAACAAAAAAAGAGGAUUAAAAAAAGAGAAAAAGAGCAAGUUGUUGGGUGAAGUCUUUCUGUACAGUGUCGGGCAAGGUGAGGCCAUCUCUCCAAUGCCAUUUCUACAUUCUGUACAACCUUCUGUAUUCCCUUGCAUGUCCUUGUCCAAUAAGAGGAAAAUAGUGGAGCAAGAAAUUCAACUUUUACAAGUCUCAUUCCCAUGUCCUGUAAGAAUCAAUCCAAGUUAUUUUCUUUCCUUGUACCUGGAUCACUAUCAACAAAUAAAAUAUUUUUGAAAAAUGUGAA